AUGAUGGACAAUCAGCCGCCCCUCACAUCACCGGAUGGUUUCAGUGAUGGGAACCCACCACCGAGAGGCCCCCUUCCUCUGUAUCCCCGGAAUUCCACACAGGAAGGUCACACCAUCCCUCACCCUCAUCAGGGUGAAGGUCUGAUGGACAUGAAAGUUGAGGUUGAAGAAGAAGAGACGUAUUUGAGGGAUGAUCAGCAAUAUAUGGAGGAGGGUGGAAUGACGACAUUGAUAGAGGCGGGCACUCUUACAGAGAUCAGCGCAGGACACGCCAUCAAGAGACCCUCAAAGGAUGAUCUUACUUUAUCUCCAGUUUGUGAAAUGGAAGAUGAGGACGUUACAAGAGAUUGUGCAGGAGAAACAACAAUGAGCUCAGCUAUGGAUGGGGAACUUCACAGUGUGGAUAGACCAUCAAAUCCCUCUGACUCUGAGCAACCUCGUACUGUGAGGGAUGGUGCCGGAAUUCAGGGGAAGGAGAAAUUCUCCUGUCCUGAAUGUGGGGAAAGUUUUAGCUCUGAGUUAAAUCUUUCAGUACAUCAGAGAUCUCACAUGGGUGAGAUGCCACAUUCCUGCCCUAAAUGUAAGAAAUGUUUUACAACAAAAUCAAAACUUGCUAGACAUCAAAGAUUUCACACAGGGGAGAAGCCGUAUUCCUGCCCUGAGUGUGGGAAAUGUUUUACAACUAAGUCAAAACUUGUUAGACAUCAAAGAUUUCACACAGGGGAGAAGCCGUAUUCCUGCCCUGAAUGUGGGAAAUGGUUUACUACAAAAUUAAAACUUGUUGGGCAUCAGAGAUCUCACACGGGGGAAAAGCCGCAUUGCUGCCCUGAAUGUGGGAAAUGUUUUACAACAAAAUCAAAACUUAGAUCAUAUAAAGACAAUAUAAGAAGAGAUCCAUAUAAAGACGAUAUAAGAAGAGAUCCAUAUAAAGACGAUAUAAGAAGAGAUCCAUAUAAAGAUGAUAUAAGAAGAGACCCAUAUAAAGAUGAUAUAAGAAGAGACCCAUAUAAAGACGAUAUAAGAGGAGAUCAUAUAAAGACGAUAUAA
Molecule: messenger RNA, 1047 nt
Organism: Rana temporaria (common frog)
Lineage: Eukaryota; Metazoa; Chordata; Amphibia; Anura; Ranidae
Product: zinc finger protein 205-like
Exons: 5
Coding region: 1-1047 (348 amino acids)
Biological process (GO): regulation of DNA-templated transcription
Molecular function (GO): RNA polymerase II cis-regulatory region sequence-specific DNA binding; DNA-binding transcription factor activity, RNA polymerase II-specific
Source: RefSeq, a predicted model, not a curated record